Molecule: messenger RNA, 7767 nt
Organism: Monodelphis domestica (gray short-tailed opossum)
Lineage: Eukaryota; Metazoa; Chordata; Mammalia; Didelphimorphia; Didelphidae
Source: RefSeq, a predicted model, not a curated record
UUUGAUCCUGGAGGCAAUGGGGAGUUUGUGGGUCAGACAGCUAGAGAAGAUGAACAGAUAUGUAAGAAUGAGAAAUUGUGAGGCUGUUUGUAGCUUAAUAACUUUAUUAAUUCAAAAGUAGUAGGAGGAGGAGGCAGGAGAGGGGAAAAUAGGUACUCAGCUGGUAAAUCUGUGGCCUCCAUUGUGGGCCUCCUCACUACAUUCCACCAUGGUCCAGUCAGCACCAUCCACAGCACAUCCCAGAUCCCCAUUUCCUCCUUGUCUCACCUUAUACAGUCUUUUCUCCAGCCACUAACUCUUACAUGUCAUCCACAGUUUCUUAAUUUGUCUGGGCCACCAAUGGAGGCAGUCAAUGGGGUAUUACAGGGAAGAUCGUCCUGCCCUCCUGAUCUUGUGAAUUUCUUGACUCCUUUCCAAUGGCUGGUCCAGCCUCAAUUUACUUGGUGGUAUCUGGCCUCCACUCCAGGUGAUGGGAGAUGACAUCACAAGAGUGACACAGAAAAGAGAGAAAUUUACUUCAGACAGAUAUAAAGAGAGGGAGAGAGGGAGGAAGAGAGAGACAGAUGGAGAGACAGAGAGAUAGAGAGAGACAGAGCCAGAGAGAGACAGAGUCAAUGAAGCCACCUCCUGCCCAUUAUACAGAGGAGAAAACUGAGAACUAGGGAGGUGCAGAGACUGGGCUUGGUCACAAGACUAGUAGGGGGUAGAGGUUGCCUUCAAAUUGAGGCUUCCUCCAUCUCCUUUUUUGGGCUUUCUCUGAUUUUACUUCCCCUUCCAACUCCCAAGGAACUCUACCCUCUGCCCCAGGGUUGAUGUGAAAACCACAAGGAGGAAGGGGCUGCCCCCUUGACCAGAAGCUGGAGACUGGUUUGGGCUGGCCCUGGCCUCAUUCUGCCUCUGGCAUUGGGUCUGCUCUCCCACCAGCACCUGGGACACCAUGGCCUCCAGACUCUCUGUCCUGCUGUAUCUGUGUGAGUCCUGGGGGAAGAGGUUCAAGGCCUUUUAGAAGACUCUCAAAGCUGGAGGCAACCUUAGGCAAACUGAGUCCAGCCCCCUCAGCCCACUUUACAGAAAAGAGCACUAAGGCCAGAGGGAAGGCAGCCGGGGCUCCUGGGGUCUGGCUGCGGCCCCUCCAGUUUCAUGGUAAGGAUGAGGGUUCUAAAGGGCUGCGUCUAACCCAGAGCCUCUCCUCUAGGGCUGUGUCUGCAAGAGAGGGCCCAGGCUCAAGAGGGUGAGUCCUUUCCCCACCAAACCCACCCAGCAAGGCCAACUGCCUCCAAGGCAGCCGUGGGGGAGCACAGGUGUGGGAGGGAGAGUGUCGGCUGGUGAGAUGCAAAGACUCUUAGAGGGCCCAGGGGUGCGGGUGCAGGUGUGGAGGGGCCGGUCAGCUAGGCAGGGGGACCCUCCGGGACUCUGGUCUCUUCUUCCCUCCCAGGCACCUUCCUCAGACCCUCCCUCAGGGCUGAGCCCUCCUCUGUGGUCCCCCAGGGAACCCCUGUGCGGCUGUGGUGUCGGGGGUCUCCCACAGCUCAUCUCUUCACUUUGAGGAAGGCAGGACCCGGCGGGUACGCGGACAUAUACGUGGUCAUUCCUCCAGCCGUUGGAAUGGAGGCCGAGUUCCUCCUCUCGUCUGUCACGGCCAGCGAUGGGGGGCUUUAUAAGUGCUGCUAUAGGAGCCCAUCGGGCGGCUCCGAGGACAGUGAGCCCCUGCAGCUGGCGGUGACAGGUGAGAGCAGGCAGGCGGCCAGAGGCGGCGGCGACUCCUCGGUCCUCCCUGCCUCCCCUCCCUCGCGUGCUUCCUCUGGGGCUGCUUCCCCCUCGGGAGGCGGGAGAGCCGGCUCUGAUCUCAGGGGACCGGCACGCGGUGGCUCCCUGGGGCUGGGGCGGGCGGCGGCUCUCCUCGUGUCUGCCCCGCUCCGAGCCAAGAGAAGGGCGUGGCACUGGCCUGGGCACAGGGAGGGCAGGGAGGCUCUCCGCCGUGACCCAGCGUCUCCUUCCCCAGGCCGAUUCGGCAGACCCUCCUUGUGGGCACUGCCCAGCCCUGAGGAGGCCUCGGGGCACGAGGUGACGCUCCAGUGUCAGUCGGAGCAGCGGCACGACAGGGCGGUUCUGUACAAGGACGGAGGCCCGGUGGCCUUCGGCGUGGCCCGGAGGCGGGAAACGGGGUCUCAGACCAACUUCUCCCUCCCCGCCGGCUCCGCGGCCCGCGGAGGGACUUACAGCUGCUACAGCUUCCACAGCGGCUCUCCCUAUGAGUGGUCAGCCCCCAGCGAGCCCCUGGCGCUCGGGCUCAUGGGCCAGCCUCCUGCCCGGGAAGAGAAGGGAAAGUCCUCUCCCACCUGGGGAUCCGUCUCCCUCCCCUGCCCAGCCUGGAGAGGACCGAGGGCUGGCCCAAGCUUGGAGCCCGAGGGAAUGGACCCUGGGAGCCGCAGACCCGGCGGGCAGUUGAGGAAAUUGAGGCAAACAGUGGUCAAGGAACAUUCCGGGGACCAUGCAGCUAGUAAAUGUUUGGGUCUGAAUUUGAACACGGAUCUUCUGACUGCAGACCCAGGAAUCUAUACUGAAUCACCAGCUUCCUCUAAAUUGGGAUCGUCUUCCCAAGCAUCCAUUUCCCCAAUUUCCAACCUCCUACCACCACCACCCCAAAAAAAGAAAGAAAAGAGAUUCAUUAAAGCAUUUGUUUUAAUUCCCAGAAGGGAAAGAUGCAGCCAAGCCAAACCCCUUUGAAGGGAGCGUGUUGAUAUGGUCAUUCAUUUUUAAAAAGAAGCUGAACAGAAUCGGGAUUCACAAUUUCACUUCGAAUCCAUCUUCUUUCCCUUCUGCCUCGUUUCUGGGGAUAGUUUCCCUUUUUUAGGGUGAUUAGAAAAUUGAGAAGAAAUUAUACAAAUAAAGGUUCCUUGACUUCCUUCAAGAUUCAGCUCAAAUCCUCUUUUCCUUAUCCAGGCAGAUUUUCUGGUCCCGGAGUCGCUGGUGCCUUCCCCUGUGACAUGAACGUCUGUCUCCUCUUCUGUGUCUUGUAGGCAGCUGGUGGCCUAGUCUGGAGUUAGGAAGAGCUGAGUUCAGAUGUAGCCUCAGACGCUUGCCAAGUGGGUUGCCCCAGAUAAGUCGUUCUUUCUGCCUCCAUCUGCUGAAUAAUAAUGGGGAUGGUAAUAGCACCCCCUCUCAAGGUUGUUGUGAGCCUAAAUCAUCCAUCAAAAACACUUACUGAGGGUCAACUGUGGCCCAGGCUCUGUGUUUAGUCUUGAGGGUAGAAAGGCAAAAGAUGGUCCCUACCCUCAAGGCGCUUACAGUCUAAUGGAGAAGACAACGUGUCAACAAAGAUAGACAAAGUACACGUAGGAAUAUACAGUGUUCUUAGGAAAUAAGUCAAAGGGGGAAAGCGGUGGAAUUAAGAGAGGCUGGGGAGGACUUCUAGAAAGCCAGGUUUUAGUUGGCACUUAAGGAAAGCCGGGGAGGUCAGUAAUCAGCCAGGGAGAGCAUGUCGGGCAUGGGGAACAGCCAGAGAGCAUGCUCAGAGGCAAGAGAUAGAGCAUCUUGUUCUUGGAACACUCAGGAGACUGGAUUAAAGAGUACAUCCUGGAACGUGUAAGAAGGCCGGAAAUGGCAGAGGGGGCUGGGUUAGAAAGCGCUUUGGAUGCCAAAGAGCAUUUUGAAUUUGGGCCUGGAGGCCAAAGGGAUCCACUGGAGUUUGUUGAGGGGCUGGGGGGCAGACCGGUACUUUAGGAAAAUACGUUUGUGGCUAAAUGGAGGACGGGCAGGAGCGGUGAGGGACGUGAGGCAAGUUGGACCCCACCACCAGCAGCAACAACUGCAGUAAUCCAGGUGUAAGGGUUCAAGGCCCUCUGCACCAGGCUGGACAAAAUGCUCUGGAAAUCUUAAAGCACCCAAGGAAUGCUAGCUUAUUUCCUCCCCUCAAGUUUCCCCACUGGGACCUUUCCUCUUUUUACCUUUGGAUCCGGAGCCAAGCUUGGCCCAUUACAAGUAUUCAGUGGAUUGAUCCUUGCUCUUUCCCUUCUCGGCUGGAGUCGUCUUUCUCCUCUUCAUCGUCUUCAUCUUCAGCAGUGUGGCCCUUGAGGCUGCCUAUGGCACACAACUGGAGAGUUGGAUGGAGCUCAGUGACACCUAUUCCUACCAAAUGAAUCCCCACUAAGACCCAGAAGUGUGAGUCCAGCCUCUGCUUAAGACAUCCAGGGAUGGGAGAGCAGCCUGCAUCCCCCCUUGGGAAAGGUCUUGUUGGGAAGUGGUUGGCUUCAGUUCUUUUUGGAAAUCUGAACCAUAUUGGACUCUCAGGAGCUUUCCCAUACCAUUCCUGGUUUUGCUCUCCAGAAAGCAACCCAACAAGUUCACAUCCCCUUCCCUGUAGGAUUGCCCCGUCAGAUAUCUGAGCGCGCGUUCUUGUGCUCUGGUCACCCGAUAGAGUCUGCGUGGUGGAGAAGUUGAUCAGAAGCCAUGGGAGAAAUGAGAUGUGAUAGGUGGGCUCUUUCCUCAAGUGGAGGUUUGGAGUCCCCGGCCCCAUCCUCUGAUCAGAGGCAGAGGGUAGUGAUGGGGUACAGAACCAAGAUUGAUGCAGGAUGAUGGGGUCAUCCCAAUAAUGAGUUCCUGGCACAUGGAGGGUAGGGGAAGUCAGUCAGAGAUGAGGCAUUUAGAUGGCUCAGUGAAUUGAGAGGCAGGCCUAGAGAUGGGUUCCAAUGUGGCCUCAGUCACUCCCUAGCUGUGUGACCCUGGGCAAGUCACUCAACCCCCAUUGCCUAGCUCUUCCUGCUCUUCUGCCUUGGAACCAAUAUACAGUAUGGAUUCCAAGAUGGAAGGUCAGGGUUUUAUUUUUAAAAAGGGAGGCAGAAGUCUGAAAGGUAGUACAGCCGGGUGAGAAAUGGGAUGUGUGAGCUGAGCUCUUUCCUUGAGUGGAGGUUUGGAGUUCUGGCCCUCCUGACAGCAAGGAAGGAAGUUUGGAAGAUUCUGUUGGGAGUGAGUUAGGCAACCACUUUAUCGCCACUGCCUUAACACACUGCAGAGCCUACACUGAGGGCAAAUGCCAUCAACUAGAGAACGGAAGCUAGCGAAGAGGAAAGGCAUGUAAAUUCUUGGGACGCUCACAAAGCAGGAAGAGACGGCGCCAUUCCUCAGUCGUUCAGAAGAGAAAUCAUAGGAAUAAAGGGAGUCAACGGUGUCACCCUGAUUUUUUAGGAAAGGGCGAAGGAAGGUUAUACACAGGGGGAGAAUCACAUGUCAAUAAAAUGAACUUAUUAACAGAGAAAGGAAAGGUAAGGGAGGCUAAGGGGAAGGGUUUGCAUCUGACUUACCCCAGCUAUUAAACCCAUUAUCUAACUACCCAAGUUUCCUAAGGGCAAGCCCAUCAGGGAACCAGAUUUCUCACACACACACACACACACACACACACACACACAGAGUCCUUGGUGGCUCAGGUACAGGAAUCCAGCUGAGUCCUCAGAUGUCUCAGGAAAGAGAGGCUCCUCCAAGUUUCCACUCUGUCCACCAGAGUAUAUGGAGAACUUCCUCUCACCCUGGUUUGAUGGUAUCCAAAGAGGCUGCUUGCAAGAUGUCCCGGAGAGGCCAGGAGGGGUCAGAUCUUCACUUUGCACGCUUUCCUUUCAGCUCUCGACUCUCACUUGAAACUGCUUCUUCCAACAGCUUAGAACCCUGACCCACUAGCUCUUGGAAUCCAGGCCUGUCAAUCAUACUCUUGCUACAAGGGCGAAAUACGGGGUUUUAACGAAGAAAUCAAAAUGAUGAAAAAAGCAAAAAGAAGUUUUUCGGCAGGAUGAAGACUUGCUGCAAAAUAACAGGAACUCAAAAUAAGUGAGUCACACACUACAGUGGAAAUGGAAGACCAGCCCAUUCCCAGCACACUGGCCAGACUUGUGGUCUACAUUGAGUGGUCAGAGAAAUAGAUGGCUUUUCCCACGGACCAACGUAUUUCCACAUAGGGCCAACGUGGCAGUUAUGUCACUCAUCAGAUGGCUGCAACUUUCUCUUGACACUUGUUCUCACGAAAUCCAAUCUAGAGCCUUUGAUUCUCAUUAAGAAGCUGCCAAUGUCUUUCUCGUGAAUUAGAUCAAACUCCAACCUUGGAUAAUCCAAUAUUUAUUACUAAAUGGUUACUCUUAUUUCUAAAUAUCAAAAUGACUGACUAUGUGCCAUUAACAAAUGAAAGUAAUUAUGAAGCAAAGACAGAACAUGUUUGUGUUAUGGUCUAUCAUGCCUAGAGUCACCUCAAGCCCCCAAUAAAACAGUGGGUCGCUUCUUCACUUGCUUGGAAAGUCUCAUGCCACUCAGUUCAGUGCAGAUUGUGAUUGAUAUCUCUCUUUUUUUUUUUAAACCCUUACCUUCCGUCUUGGAGUCAAUACUGUGUAUUGGCUCCAAGGCAGAAGAGUGGUAAGGGCUAGGCAAUGGGGGUCAAGUGACUUGCCCAGGGUCACACAGCUGGGAAGUGUCUGAGGCCAGAUUUGAACCUAGGACCUCCCGUCUCUAGGGCUAGCUCUCAAUCCACUGAGCUACCCAGCUGCCCCCGUGAUUGAUAUCUCUUAAGAAUACUUAAUAAAUAAGUUGGGGGAGACAGCUGGGUGGCUCAGUGGAUUUAGAGAUGCAAGGUCUAGAGAUGGGAGGUCCUCGGUUCAAAUAUGACCUCAGACACUUCCUCUGAUCUUGGGCAAAUCUCUUUCUCUUUUUUUUAAAACCCUUACCGUCUUCUUGGAAUUAAUGCUGGGUAUUGGUUCCACGGCAGAAGUGUGUUAAGGGCUAGGCAGUGGAGAUUAAGUGACUUGCCCAGGGUCACACAGCUAGGAACUGUCUAAGAUUAGAUUUGAAUCCAGGACCUCCCCAUCUUAGGGUCUGGCUUUCAAUCUACUGAGCCACCUAGCAAAUCUCUGAAUCCUCAUUGGCUAGCCCUUUCUACUUCUCUGCCAUGGAAUCAAUAUAUAGUAUUGCUUCUAAGACAAAAGAUAAGGGUUUAAAAAUAAACAAGAUGGAAAGUAAGGGUUUAAGGGGGGAAUGCUUAAAAACAGGUUGUGGCAUAUGAUUGUGAUGGGGUACUGGAAGAAAUAACAAACAGGCUCAUUUUAGAAAAACAAAGAUCCACAUGAAAUUAUGAAGAGGGAAAUCAGCAGAGCCAAAAGAACAUUAUAUGCAGCCAUGGAAAUGCUGUUUGAAGAAUGCCAACCUCCCCAGAAAGAAUUGAUAAAUAGAAAUAAGUAAGACAUAGUUUUAUACAUACAUAUGUAUCUUUUUGUCAGAGAGAGAGAGUUAACUGGCUAUUUUAAUGUAACAAUUUUUUAAAAAGAAUGCUUUUCACAUUUUCAUCUAGAUGAGACUUUAUUUCAACCACUCAGGAAAUAAACUAGAUCUUUUGCUUUUCUUUAUUUUCAGUGAACAUAGUAACUCCAGCCCUCCCUUUCCCUCUCACUCAGAAUCUCACCAGCUCUAAAUGGAAUUUUCUUCAUACCAUAGCAGAGGCAGAAUUUCCACGUCACCUUCUCUCUUUCUCCUCCAGAGAUCCUCCUAUAUCUCUGAUACAACACAUAACUUCUCUGGUCCCACAGGGAUUACUUAAUUCCGACCGCAAGUAUAAAAUGCUUUUCUCAGUAUUCCAGUGGGUUCCAUGUGACUCUGGUUCUAGGUGUUGGUUCUGCCAUUCAUGAAGGGUAGAACCAUUGGGCAGAUCCCUUCAAUGCUUCAGUCUUCCCUCCUGUAAAUUGAUGAGAAUUGGACCAGAUGAGUCCAGAAGUUUCUUAGCUCUGUGUCAUGCUUUCG